UUGUUACCAUAUCAAAAUAAAUGCAAAUGCAAAUGCUGAAUGUUUUCUCGAAGGGAUCUAUUAUCAUAGCUAAACAUUCAUUUUAAAAAGUAGUAUUUGGGGUAAAAAUAUUCCAAAUGAUGUUGGUCCAUGUUUAACUUGAAAAUAUCAGAAACCCUUAAUCUUCAGUAACUUUUCAGACGAAAAUGAUUGUUAAUAACAUAUUUAUGUAAAGAUAGACUGAUGUGUAUGAAAGCAGUUGUGACAUACAUGCACUUACAUAUGUGUAUCUCUGCUUUAGGAUGGAGAUUUACUUACUGAACUUGAGGAACAAGGUUUGUCAUAUCUGUACAUCCUGUGUGAGUCGUGUUGUGUGAAUGAAUGAAUGACUCCUAUAGAAAUGAGUUAAACAUUGAUCAACUGAAAACUAGGAUGCAUUAAUCAAAAGACCUGAACCUUUUUUGAAGUUACAAUUCAGCAUUGUUAACUCCUCAAACUUAGGUCAAUACCUACCUUCAGAUUUCUGAGAAAUAAUUCAAACACUCCUUACUGGUUGGUAUAUCAUAAAUUAUGCUAUUUUGUAUUGAUCUGCUAAUUUACAUAGCUGUUGGUUAACGUCCUGUAAAUCUUUCCCAAAUUGUUCUUUGCUGCAGAUGUGACAUUGAAACCUGCUUCAGAUGUACUGGAUAUAUACAAUGAGGGAAGGGAGUUACUAUUGAACAGUGAUGUUAGAACUCAGCUCCUUAUUGAACUCCUUUCCCUGUCAUGUGAUUUGUCAUCAUUACUACACCAAGACAAGUUCAGAGCCUAAUUCCACAGGUGUAACAAAUAUAUCAAAUUCAAUUCGGCACAAUUUGUCCUUGCACAGUCGCUUCAUGCGUAUUCAGAAUGAAGGAACAGGCAAGAGUUCUUGGUGGGUUAUCAACCCAGAUGCCAAGCCAGGGAAGACCCCCAGACGGAGGGCAGGCAGCAUGGAAACCAAAAACUAUGAAAAGAAGCGUGGUCGUGUUAAGAAGAAAGUGGAAGCUUUAAGAGCUGCUUUAGAGGCUGGUGGCAGUCCAUCAUCAGCUUCAGAGGACUUUUUAGAUACAACCUUUGGCUUUGACUUUCGACCACGAGCUAGUUCUAAUGCUAGUAGCUGUGGCCGGCUUUCUCCCAUCCAAGCUGCUGUAGAACCAGAUUUACAUGAUAACCAGGUACCCCCAAUGUCUCCUAUACCAUGGGGACCUGAAGUGGAUUCAGGGAAUUUCUGUUAUAGUUCUGAUGGAUUUACAGAUCAGUUAGUGGACACUCUAGUAGACAGUAUGAAACUAGCAGAACCAAAUAACAUAGGUUUGACAGGUUCUGAAAGUUUAGAUUUGGUAGGGAAUGGGUUACAAGAACAAUUCAUGCAGAAUGGUUCUAACAAUGAUUUGACUAUGUCUGAUUUCAAUCAAAAUUCAAAUUAUAGUCAAAAUGGAAGUUUCAGUGGUCAGUUUGCUAACCUCCCAGCCCCACCACCUUACCCUGAGUCGUUGCAACGCAACACUCAGUCACCUGCCCAGCAGUCUGUGCCUCAGACAGUGAUGAGCAACCUAGAGCGUGUAGCCAUCUCUAACAGUCGUUUCAACAACUUGGGUUUGCGACAGAAUCUGUUCGGGCAGCAAGACUUGUACCAGCAAGAGUCUAGCAUGAGCCAGGACUUAGCAGCCCAACUAAACACAACCAAUCAGCUGACUAUAAACACACAGCCUCAGAUGACAUCACCUUCUCGAUCUCCACAACAGGCCAGCCCAAUUGGGUACGGGAAUGGGUUCAGUCCAAGUGUUUCCCCACAGCCCCACCCAGGUCAACCGCGCCAGCUCUCCCCACAGCCACGGCAGAUGUCUCCUCAGCAGGCUCCAGGAUCCCCAGCAUCUGGCUCAGCAACUGCCCAGCCCCGCACGGUGCUGCAACAGCAGCUCCAAUCUUCCAAUGACUCCAUCCUGCGAGCAGCACUCACCCAAGGAGGGGCCGCCAUGAGUUACACCCUGCCCACCACGACUGCCAGUCACUCACAGUUCUCACAGAUGAACAUGCCUUACUCCCGUGCCCAACUGAAUGGCCCUGUUUCAACCACAUGUAACAAUAUGGACAGUCAAGACUCCAACAUGGAUGAGGUCCUUGCAACUCAACUUGGCCAGCAGCUUAACAACCAGAGAAGCCAAACACCUUUACAAUCGGGAAGCUUUCCAAACACAGGCUCUGGCAACAUGAACAGUGGACCCGGUGAGGGAGAUGUACCUAUUGAUAUAGAUAUAGAAAACUUGAUAUUUGGAUUGGACUGUGACCUUGAUCAGAUCAUUAAGCAAGAGUUGUCUCUAGAAGGCAAAUUAGACUUUAACUUUGAUGGGAGUGCCAAUGUUCCUCCAGCCACCAACAAGAAUACUGUUUGAUGAUACUCAUGGUGGCGUUAUAACAUCUUAGUGCUGUACUUAUGUGAUGUGAUGUAUUGUGAUGUGAUUAUGUAUGAGGAACCAUGGCUAAUGAGAAACCAGUAUGGAUUCUGUGGCACAAGAAUGGUGAGGCAAUGGUAGCUAUAUAGGGCAGCAUGCCUGUUUGCUAGCAGGCGAGCAGAGACAUUUGAAGAUCAGGGAGGUUGUCGGUCACGGGACUGAUAUUACAGGCGGAUACAUACAAGAAACCAACUUCUACUGCUACAAAUGUCAAAUCAACAUACAUUCAUGGACUACAUGCACUAUGAAUGCACCUACUGUUGUAUGACAUGUAUAUUUAAUGCAUGUUUGGUUUACAUAUUGAGCAAGUGCACAAGGAUUGUUCCCUUGGGUGUCGAGGUAUGGUAAUGUUGAAGACACAGGCCAUGACUUCUGUAUCAAGUGUUGUCAAGAGCCAGGCCUGAUGCAGUGUUUACCUAGUGUAAUAGCUGAAGCCGGCUUUAUUUUACAGGAUGUGCUAUUUCACUAUAAACUAGACAGUGUACAUAUUUCUGCCAAUGACAUAAAGAACAUCUUCAUUAUUGUUGACAGAAUUGGGAUGUGGCAUCCAAACGAUUCACACAUUUUUCAUAAUGACUUGAUCACCUUCAUAAUAUUGUGUAUGACUUCUAAUUUAUAUAUUUGAUGCAGUUCUUGUUUCAUUUGCCAGUAGUUUGUUUUAGAGGUGAGACAUUUUAAUAGUGGGUCUUGUUCAUCAUUGCUCCAGCCAACUUCCCUACUCAGAAAUAAGAAUGUUCAUAGCAUCUUGUAGACUCACACUUUCAAUUGAAAUAUUUGUGAAUGUUCACCGUGGUGAAACAAGAACGUGUCUGUACAGUCAGUCGAAAUAUGUGUUCAUUUGUAACCAGGAUUAGAAGGAAGGUUGCAUGUAUUGCAAAGAUUUGAUACUUUAGCAGUAAGGUAGGAAGUGAGUUUUGGUAAUGUGUCUUUUAAGAAAUUGGUUUGUGUACAAUGCUGCCGAUCAGGCCAAAACAAGGAAAUUGUCUUUCAAUGGCACGAAACUGUCAACAGUGACAUGUUCUCUCAGAAAAAAUACAAUUCUGUGAAAUUAGAUGUGUUAAAGAAUCACAAUUUGAAGUAAUAGUGAAAGAAUUUGUGAUAUGGUUGAUGCUUGUUGAUAAUUUAUGAAAGUCUGCAUUCAGUGUAUACAUACUUUGUUACAUGUACAAAUUUUAAGCAACCAAGUGUUUGUUGCAUUGGUGUCUUAUAUAGUGCUGUCUGUCGAUGUCCAGAAUUAUAACAUGGAUGCCAGUUACCUGAUGGAAAAAUUGGAUGUGAUAGUAAACCUGUCUCUUAUAGAGGAACAUUCCUGCUUAUACAGUAUUUUAUUGUUUAAAGUGUCAGUAGAUUUUUACUAACUGAAGAGCCAACAAGAGUUUUAUGUUUGGGAAGCAGAGGAUUAUUUCUAAAAACGUUUUGGGGACUGGGUAAAGUUUGGAUGAGAUUCUAAUUAUAUAUUCUUUCCCAGAAAGUUAUAGAAUUGGUUUCUAUUAUUAUUGUUUGCAAACCUUUUCCUUGUCAUUGAAUGUUUUGACUGAGCUUCUGCUCUGUUAUCUUAAAACCGUUUAUGAAGGUGACGAACCUGGCUCUGAAAAUAUGGUCUAAUGGGCGACAUGUAUAUGAAGGAAUGUUUCUCAAAUGUUACUAAGUUUAUAGCAUUUAGCAAUACAAGAGACUUGUGCCAAGAGAAAUAAUAUGAUUUGGAGGAUUUUGUGUCGUUCAAAAGCGAUCAUAAUUACAAAUAUUCACUCAUAUAUGAUUGUUGUAAUAGUUGCCAAACAUUUAAUCAGAUGUAAUUUUCAAAGAGGUUAAUUCCUUAGAAUUGAGGAUUUAACCAUAGAUACCUCAUUGCUGUGACCCAGAUAUGACAUUAUGUCAACUAAGGUGCGCCAUUGAAAUCAGUGACCGUUCAGUGAACUCAUCUCGCAUGAUGAAGUUGAAUAGACAGCACAACAAAUGGAAUUUGUAACAGUUUUGAGCAUCAUUUGCCAGUUCAUUUUAUUGAUCAGAUGUAACAUAUAAUUAUCCGCUAUUUGAAUGGAUCAAAUUGAACAUUCAAAUUGAAUUUCAAAAUUAUGACUUUUGGAUGCUCAUAUAAUUCGGUAUGUUGAGUUUGUUGGCUGUUUCCAUGAAUACCUGUCGCAACUGAGGUCAGCUGUACCUGAAGCAAUUGACUUAACACUGGAUAUCAAACCAUUUCUUGUUUUGGCCACAACAUGUGCUCUCUGUUAUCACCCUCAAAACUGCAAUGUUACAGCUUGUCUCCACCAUAAUCUAGCGGCAUGUCUGAAAGGUCAUUUGCAGCAUCAGUCCAUCACUCCCCCUAGAAGCUGAUUUUUUGUGGAGGGUUGGUGCUCUUCCAGUAGUGAAUUUAAAGUUACUCAGAUGGUCAUGUUGGAAUUGCGAAGGUUUCUGAUGAGUGGACAUAUCUGAUUUAUAUACAAUGUUGAAUAUAUAGGAUUUGAAAGUAUGAAUAUUCAUUUCUUCUUUGAUGACUAUGUCAGAGCCAGUGUUAAGUUCAAAGGCUGAUAGGUUCAGAUAUUUCUCAGGAAGAUUAUUGACUCUUCUCCUUUCUCUCUCAUUAAUGAAUACAAGAAAACGUUGUUUGUUGAUUUGUCUGUUGUAUAUCAGUGUAUAUAAGGUGUACAUUUUUAAAGCGAGUUGAUUUUCCUACUUCUUGUUCUUAACUCAUAGCUAUAAUUGUUUAAAUGGUGGAUCAUCUCCUUCACUGAGUAUCCCAACCUGUGAUGUUUGAAUGUUUGAAUGAGGUGUGAGUAUAUAUUUAUAUAGUUUUGUUAUUUAACCCGAGAGGAAUAGCCCGGCUUUUCUUCCCAUAUCUCAAAUUCACUAGGUAAAUUUAUUAUUAGUUGUUAAUGAUUUGUCUUUAUUGUUUUGAUGUAGAAAAUGCAGUGCUAGGUCAUUUUGCCAUUUAAAAUAUGUAAGGUCACGAACAUAAUAUGAAAAAGUGUCUUUCGUCUCUGUGUCUAUCAGCAGAAUGAAUGGAAGCCUUGUACUAACAUGUGGAUACCAAGACGGUCAGUAUCGGGUGAUAUUCCAUAGCAAGUUUGCUGUUUAUCCAAUCUCAAUCUCACCAGCAUUGUCUGCACAAUUGACUCAGUAGUUCCCUCUCUUCCACCUCACGAUUAAAGAAACACCAAGAGUUUUCUUGUUUAGGGUUACGACUAUAAUUAUAGUAGUAUAAUCAUUUUUAUGUAAUAACUUUAUCACAUUUAUGGUUUUAAUAUAUCAUGUUUAAACAGGGCUUGUGGUACAUGAUCCAGAAUUCAGGACAGUUCAGAAUUAAUGUAGAUGAAAUCAACUUUAUCACUAGUACUACCCCCACGCAGUGGUUAAACAGAAUUCCCCAAAUCUAAUUGUAGCCAUGUAAUGAUAUUGUGAUAAAUAGAAAGCUUUCUCUUCCAUUGACUGAAAGGACAUGAUUACGGCAUUUUCCCCUUCAUACCGGAGUCAUUUUAAUAGCCUGCUAACAGCAGGCACUGGUAGUUGCAAUGCCUGAAUGCUCACAUUCUGAAAUUUCUAUUAUUUAUAUUAAUACAAUUAUUGUUGAAGCUUUUAUUUCAUCAACAUAUGAAUAUGUUGCCUCGUGAUGUCUACCUUUAAUAUAGUGCUCCUCAAAUAUUAUUAGUUUCACAGACGUUUAUUCCACGUCCAUGGAAGUGGAACUAUAAUUAGUCUAUUUUUUUUCACAAAUUUAUGAUUUAUGUGACAGUUUUAUCACUGAUACUGUGGUAUGAAAUUUGGUUAAUGGAGAGUUUUGACUCAACUGAGCCAAACUUGAAAAGCCAUAAACUUGAAUUUUUCACUUGCUUCUCCAGUACCGAUGGAUUGAGAUGAACCUUGGUGUUUUUGUUCCUGGCUAUGGGAGUAGGGGGGUUAGGGGGAAUGUCUUAUUUGUUCAAGGUAUCAUGAUAUGAAACAGACAUUGGCUUUCCUGACUUGUGUAUGAUGUCAUUGUCUGUAAUUUUUUGCAUAUCCAUUUCAAUAUGAAUUGAAAAUUGAAGUCUGCCCUUAGUUGAUUGGCGGAAUUUCAAAUGGCUGUAAAUUCUUUAAAUACCAACCAAAUUUGUAAAAUCUUUUGUUAUUGCUUUGCAUCUGGUUGUCGUUUUGGUACGGUUGGCAUUUUGAUUAUUAAAAUAUUCUGCUGAGGUCAUCCUCAGGUUGGCGGAAAUUCAAAUUGUUUACCAUAUUUGCAGUAGUCAUCAUUUUGGGUGCUUGUAAUAUUGACAAACUAUUAAAACUGUAGACAACAAGGUAAGUUUGUUUUCAGAGAUCUGUCAGUAGUGAAGGUACAGGUUAAAAUGAAAGCGAAAAUUAACUGUCUUUGCUAAUAGUUACCCGGUACUAGCAAAUUAUGUACCCCUUGAAUAAAAUAUCUGUAAUAUAUACAAGAAACUAUGGACUGUCAUGUAAAUUUUAGGUCUUAGUAGGGGCUAAAGAUUAUUUACAGACUGGUCUAGAAGUUGGUCAGGGAGCACUUAUUGAAGCAGGGUGUUUACAGCGAAUACAGUAAUUCCCGAAAUAUUAAGCAAAUUUGUUCCAACCUUGGUGAUAGUAAAAUUUCAUUGUCUAUGCAUAUACAUAACCAUUUGCAUAGGAAUAGAUGUGAAUGACGUGAGCAAUUUUCCAGUGAGCCAGUUGAAGUACAUAGUCUUUGGGCUGUUGUCAUUGGUGUGUAUGCUGAUUAAUGUAUUUAAGCAUUUACUUCAAUAUGGUGUGAAUAAUGCAUAGCAGAUUAAUGCAAAGUGUACACACGUUAUAACUCAAUAAAUGCAAAAACAUAUUGAAGUCAGUUCUUGUAAAUAAAUACGUCAACAAUAAUGACAUCACAGAGUGCUUCUUUAAACAUUAGGACACAGAAAACUAGGCAACAAUAUUAAUUCAGUGCAAUAAUGCAAUACCAGCCCUGCCAAUUCUGUUAUUAACCAAUCGAGAAACAGUACUCUGUUGGUAGGCAUGACCUAAUUUAUAUUCAGUUUAUGGUAACAUUAACACAAAAAAUUGCUUGGUUUGGCAAUCAAAUGUCAUGGAAUCACUUGCAAUUUAUUUAUAUGAAAUUAGAAAUGAGAGUCACAUGAGUGUUUUUUUUAUGGUGAUUCCAGUGUAACAAGUAACCAUUAUGGGGAUUCAAAUAAUACACAAAACUCAAGGUCCCAAGGAUGCCAAAAGUAUCUAACACUGCAAUUGAAUUUUUCAGUUAUUUUCUAUCUCAUUUGAAAUGUCAUGGUCCUACUAGUGUAGAUACAUUUUGUUCACAUCCCUGUGUUUCUAUGAGUGAUUGACAUUUAUGGACCCAGUAGAUUGUUAUCAAUUUGGCAUUUGUAUGGGACAUAUCCUCUCCAUCCUUUAUGGUAUUUGUCAUCUUGAAGUAAAAUUAUUAAGAUUGUGCCUUGUCGAUACAACUGCACACAAGUAAAAUAAUACCCUACCUUAUUGUACCAUCUUGUUCCAAACUAGACUAAUGACUUAAUCAGUGUAUUGAGUCUGACUUAAUUGAUGAAAUGGAUUGUGUCCACCAUCUGCAAGUAAGUAAAGAAUUCUGCUAGUGCAGUACACUUUAAUGGUUUUAAAAAAAUUCUGUUGGCCAUGGAAAUGUAUAGGCAUAUUGUGAACAUCUUUUCUUCUAUCCUUUCAUACCUUAGAAAGUUAUAGAACAACUUUAUGGGGAUUUGACACUGAUAAACAGGCUCAUUAAAAUGUAUUACCAUAUGCCCCUGUAAAAGGUUACUUUCCAUCAAAAUUAAAUUUAGAUUAAUUUAAUUGUUUUUAUUAUGCUGUUAGAUUUCAUCUGUUUGGUCACUAUCUCAGGACAUGAUGACUGCCUUUAUCAUGAAGCAUUUGAUCAUUAUCGGUCAUUUGAGUAAUAGACAACUUAUUCUGUUUUUAAUCCAUUAAUGUGAUAGGUAUCAAUACCUAGUGCCUUGUUCUUGAUUUUAUCACAAAUGGUGUCAUGUUGAAUUUGAAAUUUGCAAGGCAGUGAUACCUUUAGCAAUUGUUUGAGCCUGUAUAUGCCACAGGUCUGCUCUUCAUGUAUGUUUCCCUAAACCAAGUUAACUUUUUUUUAAGUAAAAGGAAGUUACCACUUUUCUUAUCAUUAAAAUAUUUCUUUAAGAAUAACUUUUUAUAAUUCACCAGUGAUGUCUGUCUACUUCUGUUGGUUUAGGGUAAACUGAUUCAUCCCAGAGCUGUCCUUUUGCAUUGUUUUGGUUGGAGUCAGUUUGUGAAUUGUAUCAGAAAGUCAUAUUUUCAUUGCUAUCAAACUGGUAGCAUGUGUUUUACCGUGAUAUUUUAGAAAUCAAGUUCAAAUUUUAAGUGUUCUGUUGAAAUCAUAGAGAGAUUGUUUUUUAUUUUCUUUAUAUAUUGGGCAUUUGCUGAAGUCUUUUGAAAGAUGAUGCCCUCAUGUCUUAACAAACAGUAUAUCAUAUGAAUAUAUAUAAAUAUAUUUUUGCGUACGAUGUACAUGAUAAUUUGUUCAGUUUGCAGAGUUUGAGGAAUGUUGUUCUGUGGGAUGUUCAUGUGAUUAAAUACAUUAUAGAACAGCUAUAGAUAUUCCUCAUGUAAAGAAAAUCAUAGGCAUGUUGAGAUUUUGACUCACUACACUCCUGUGAGGCACCAACAGGAUGUGUAUGUAAUAUGUGUUGGUCUAAGAGACUCAAGAUUAUAUUGUACAAAGUGAGUUUAUGAUCAUGCUUUCCGCAGUAGUGUCACAUUCAGAGCUCUGUUUUCUUGACAAUGACAACAUUGUAAGAGCAGGGAUCUCAUUGCAUUCAUUAUGUUCAGUUUUAAUAUUCUAUCAUAACCUUUUUAGUUGAAAUGUUAUUAAUGUAACAUGUAAUUCUGACAUGUGUUUUAUUUGAUAUUGAAUCCCCAGUGCUAGUGUAGUGUACUGAUAACAGGUUAGGUCCAGUCCGGCUUACUCCCAUUGUCCUAGUAGAGUCAGUCCAAGUGUAUUCGCAGAAAGGAAACAUAUCAACAUUGUGCUCGCUUGUUGUUUUAUUGUCACAUGCUCAAUAAACUCAUAAAAGGAA
Messenger RNA from Haliotis rufescens (red abalone), 9499 nucleotides. RefSeq names its product forkhead box protein O-like. The transcript is spliced from 3 exons. Gene Ontology annotation, cellular component: nucleus. Bases 705 to 2393 code for a protein of 562 amino acids. The record is from RefSeq and is a predicted model, not a curated record. Gene Ontology annotation, molecular function: RNA polymerase II cis-regulatory region sequence-specific DNA binding; DNA-binding transcription factor activity, RNA polymerase II-specific. Gene Ontology annotation, biological process: regulation of transcription by RNA polymerase II. Lineage: Eukaryota; Metazoa; Mollusca; Gastropoda; Lepetellida; Haliotidae.